Pseudo-nitzschia multistriata is the source of this 796-nucleotide messenger RNA. NCBI's taxonomy places the organism in Eukaryota, Bacillariophyta, Bacillariophyceae, Bacillariales, Bacillariaceae. The record is from the annotation of a GenBank genome assembly.
GCAGCACCACCGGUCCCCGCGCAACACUUCCGCUGGCGACGCUCCACAAGUGGCCAAAGAGCUCACCUCGUUCACCGAAUCAAUCUACCCACCCCCUCGUCUUACGGUCUUCCGACCAACCACCCACAGAAGCCAGAGCACAACAACCAUGUCCCGCGGAAACCAGCGCGACACCGACAGGGCCAAGCGCCAGGCCAAGGAGGCCGCCAAGAACAAGGGCMACAACCGAGAAGGCACGCCCGCCCAGCGAAACCAGGAAGACGCGGCCAAGCUGCAGGCGAAGCUGGCGGCAAAGGCGGCCAAGAAGGCGGAGGCGGCGAACGCGGCCCCCGAGAAGGCCCCCGUGGCCCGGAAAAAAGUCCAGAAGAAAACCGAGACCCUGGACGAUUUGCUGAACGCCGGUCUGUCGAAGGGCAAGGGCAAGAAAAAAUAAGGAAAACAAAACGACGAGUUUGAGGGCGGUACAUCGAUGGAGUGCAUUGAAUGGUUUUACGUUUACGGCUGUACAUACAUCCGGCGGCGGGUGUACCGUUGGUCGAGAGCAAUCGAUCCGAUUGCUUCGAUGCGAUGCGAUGCGAUGCGAUGCUAUGCUCUGUGGAACUUUUCGAAUUCCGUCGUGAAAUGAAUUCGACACAAAUUACGUGUGUUCGAUUCAUGGAUGGAACUGCUUGUUGAACUGCCUAUUCUUUUUGAAACUGUUAGUGCUGCGUUUGCGAUUCUGUCCGAGCGAGACACUGCGGCCCCGAGGAGCAUUAKGUAGAUUAGAAUAAUUGGAUAAUUAAAAUAUUCCAUUGGU